GCUCGGCUGCUGCAGCGGCCGCACAAGUCACAUUUCAGCCCCUCUCUCGCUCCUCCCCUUUUCAGUGCAAACUUCUUUGAACACGUUGGGCUGGGGUGCGACCUGGUGGCAGGGAGGGACGGUUGCGGUGGCCUGUCCGGACACAUCAGCGAGAGGGAUGCCCGGAGGGGGGGGGGGGCAGCGGCAAGGGACAAUCGGACUCCCAGGGGGGCUGCUGCUGCCCCGAGAGGCCCGCUGGGGGGGGGGAGGGGGCGCACAGGGGGCCCGUGCUGGGCCCCCAGUCCCCGGUGAGGUCUGCGGCUGCUGCGAAGGAGACGAGGGGCCGGGAGGUUGGGCUUUGCUCCUAGGCGCUCCCUGCCACUCCUGCGAAGUGCCCCGCGCUGGGUGGGGUGCCUGGCGCUGCAGGGCAGCGGACCCAAGCACUCCCUGCGCUCCGCCUUCCCUUGCCCGGGGUGGGCUGAGGAGCGCGCGGGAGCCGCCGCUGCGCCAGCGCGCGGACUCCCAGCCCUCGCGCCGGCCGGCGGAGAGGCUCUGCGAUUCCGCCUCCCCCUCCUCGGGGGGAGGGGGAGCGCGCGCCAGCAGCCUGCGCGCGCGCACACUCUCCUCCCCCGCCCAGCCGCCUCGCGCUGCUGGUGCACACAGCACUCCGGAGCGGCUCCUCUUCGCGGCGCCGCUGCAGUCUGGCUGCUCGGCUCCAAGUUCCCCCAUCUUCAGCAUCCUCCUCUCUGGUGACUAGCGCACGGGGAGGGGGGGGACUCCCCCUCGCCCACCCCUUCUCGGAGCGCCUCCUGCUGCUGCUCCCAGGUUUUGCAAAGAGCAGCUAUGAAGAGGAAACUGACACUCUACAAGAUGCAGUUGGGUCUUCUCGUUUUAUUGGUGGGGGUGCCAACAAGAUCAGUGCUGGCUGACUCCCUAGAAGAUGAAGCUAAGAAUAACAUCACCAUCUUUACAAGAAUACUAGACAGACUUCUGGAUGGUUAUGAUAAUCGUCUUAGACCUGGAUUAGGAGACAGUAUAACUGAAGUCUUCACUAACAUCUACGUAACCAGCUUUGGACCUGUUUCAGACACAGACAUGGAGUACACGAUAGAUGUUUUCUUCCGUCAAAAAUGGAAAGAUGAGAGGUUAAAGUUUAAAGGCCCAAUGAACAUCCUUCGACUGAACAACUUAAUGGCUAGCAAGAUCUGGACCCCAGACACAUUCUUUCACAAUGGGAAAAAGUCAGUAGCUCAUAACAUGACAAUGCCAAACAAACUACUACGAAUCCAGGAUGAUGGAACUCUCUUGUAUACCAUGAGGCUUACAGUCCAAGCUGAAUGUCCAAUGCACUUGGAGGACUUUCCUAUGGAUGCUCAUUCAUGCCCAUUGAAAUUUGGCAGCUAUGCAUACACAACUUCAGAAGUGACCUACAUUUGGACUUACAAUGCCUCUGAUUCCGUACAGGUUGCACCGGAUGGCUCUAGAUUGAAUCAGUAUGAUUUGCUAGGCCAAACAGUUGGAAAGGAGACAGUUAAAUCGAGUACAGGUGAAUAUACAGUAAUGACCGCUCAUUUUCACUUAAAGAGAAAAAUUGGUUAUUUUGUGAUUCAGACUUACCUUCCCUGCAUCAUGACAGUCAUUCUCUCCCAAGUGUCGUUCUGGCUGAACAGAGAAUCUGUACCUGCAAGAACAGUCUUUGGAGUAACAACUGUGUUGACAAUGACAACGUUGAGUAUCAGUGCACGAAAUUCCCUCCCCAAAGUCGCUUAUGCAACAGCCAUGGAUUGGUUUAUUGCUGUUUGUUAUGCAUUUGUAUUCUCUGCAUUGAUAGAAUUUGCCACUGUAAAUUACUUCACAAAACGAGGAUGGGCAUGGGAUGGAAAAAGCGUAGUCAAUGAUAAGAAAAAAGAAAAAGCAUCUGUCAUUAAGAAAAACAAUGCCUAUGCAGUGGCUGUUGCCAAUUAUGCUCCAAAUAUUACCAAGGACUCAGUGCUACCAACAAUCUCCAAGAGUGCUACAACCACAGAACCCAACAAGGCAAAGCCAGAAGCCAAGCCACAAGAAGCAAAGAAAACAUUCAACAGUGUUAGCAAAAUUGACAGAAUGUCUAGAAUAGUGUUUCCAGUCUUAUUUGGUACUUUUAACUUAGUGUACUGGGCUACAUAUUUAAACAGGGAACCUGUCUUACUUGGGUUUGCUCCCUCAACCUAAAAGCUGAAUUACACUGGGAAUGUAUAGCAUCAUUAUAUCAGAUAGGUUGUUUUGCUAUGUACAGUACGACUAAUAACUGCUAAUCUGUGAACCAAUAUGUACAGAGUGUAUAUAGAUAUCUUAUCCGUGUAUCUCCAAAGGAGAGACACAGUGUUUAUUCAUGGAUCUGUAAACGGAUAACACCCAUGGCUAAUAUAGCCAGCUCUUUAGAAGUUCUACCCAGGGGAUUUCCUUUAAACUGGGAUUCAAAUGCACAGAAUUAUAUCUUCUCCAUACAAUUAGAGGAAAAUAUGGUCCUGCAUAACUAUUUAGGAAUGAUAUUUUUUUAAUUUAAAGUUAAAAUAUUUUUCUAUAAAAUAACUGAUUGAUUCUACUUUAAUGGGAGAAGCCGUCAUUAAAAAUGAUUUUUUUUUAAAAAAAAAUCUUAUUUCAUACAAUGGGAGUGCCCAUGUAUAUAUUAUAGACUGAUGAGCUCAAACUAUUCUGUUGUUCACAACCAUUUUGGAAAGUAGUUAUGUUUAAAACUUAGUAAAGACUAUUGGAAUGCUAAAGCCAUUAGUUCCUUACUUCAAGACCUGCUUUGAACUUGUUAAUGAAGUAUUCCAACUCAUUUAAGUGAGCAGUGGAGAGCAUCAAUCAACUUCCACUAGAAAAACUUUUUUUUUCUCCUCAGUGUUUGUUUUUCUGAGGUUGCUGAACCAAGUUCUCCUUUCCAGCAAGGUCAGAAAAGGUAUUUUGGUUUUUUUUUUAAUUAGAUUGACAUCAGGCUCAUAACUAUUGGUAAUUGACACUCAAAUUUUUUAGGGUCAAGUAUAUCAGAAAUAUAAAAUGCUCUUUUUCCUCCUUAGUAUUUACAGGAAAAUCUGCCUUAAAAAGGCUUCCUCACAUCUGCCCAUAGAAGCCACUGUUUUCAAAGGAAACUGCAGUUUGUGAUUGCAGUCCAGGAAGUUGUCCUCAUCGAUAAGAUUUAUUGCUGCUUUUGUAAAUUGCAACUUUACAUUUCACUGACAUCACUUAACAACUUUGUAUACUAGAAAGGGUUUUGCUAAGAUUUGAGUGUUAUUUUUAAUAAACUUCAGUGCACCAUCAGUAACUGUCAGUUAUUUCAUACACAAAAUAUAACAAAAUUGGAGCUGCCAUUUGCAAUUUUAUAUGAAUAUUUAAUGUUAGUAAAAUUAAUUUUCAUCUGAACCUUUGCAAAUAUUCCGUAUGCCCUGAAAGGCCUGGUAAAUCAUGGCAUACCUAAUAAUUGUGCACUGUAUUUAGAUUUUAAUAUACUUGGCUAAUCAAAAAUAUUUUGAUUCACAUAUACAUUAGCAGUUACUAGUUGGCCUUUUAAAAUAGAUACACCUUUAUGAUGGUGUGUUUACAGUAGAAACAUAUGUCAUCGUAUAGUGUCAUUUAUUGCAGUUUUGUACAGUACUUGAGUAUAGUGCAUAAAAUAGGUAUGUUCAAAGUUUGACAAACUGGUACAAAUAUUUCUAAAAUGAAUAAAUGAAUUAUCUUAAGACAUGGAAACUAGCAAAAACAAAGAAGAAGAAUCUAACAUUGCUUUUUUUGCUGUUUAAUUUUCUUGUCUUUUUCUUUGUUUUUAAUGUGAUUCUAUUUUGUGCUUUGCAUGACAGUAUAGAUGCCAAGGUCACAAAUGCAUUUUAUUAGUAGACUUUACAAUGAAGACAGACUUGACUUUAGUCAAGCAAGAUAUUCCAUAUAACAUCAGUAAAAUAGAAAGGAGAACCACUGGUGAAAUGUGUAUUCCCUUCAUCCCCUCUAAUAAAACCAUCUUUAUUCAUCAACGGUAGUUGAAAAACAAGCACUUUACUCAAAACAUUAAAAUAGAAAUAUCCUUAUUUUCAUAUAUAUAUUUAUAUAUAAAUGUAGAUCUUCCAUUUAAUACAGAGAUGUGUGCAAUAGGGUGAUAAAGUGUAAAAGGUUUGAAGGCAAGCAAUAAAAAGGUUUUUCAUGGUAUAAUUAUACAUUUUAAAAAUGUUUUAUUUGUAAAUUAUAAAAGAUCCCUUUAAUGUCAUAGUUUCCAGGUAUAACAUAUGUACAUAUGUAGAAUAUUUGUAAGUAUUGGUUUGGUAGAAAAAUCCUUUCAUGUUUCUCUCUGUUUCUGGUAAAGGGCUGUGACUGUGUAGUAUAGUGGAGGCCCAAGCUUAUCUGCUCUCAGACUCAGAGUGGGUUGAUGGCUGUUUUCAUGUACCUUUCGGCACCAUCCUGCAAUCUGAUGGGGGCUCUCAACUCCCAUUAACCUCAACAGGAGUUGAGGACUAUCAGCACCUCACAGGUUUGUGCUUAUAAAGAGUAAAGUCUGUAUUCUACCCCAAUUACAUCCCAGAUAGCUCAGCAACGUUAGGUUUGCUGUCUCAAAUAAUGGGAAGUCGGAACUCUGCCCUCUAGAUACAUGAGCAGUGUUUAAUUUGUGCCAGGGCUGAGCCCCAGCACCUCUAGGCUUGGCAUUUCAUAGCCCCCGGCACCUCUGUGUUUGCUGUAUCAGUCAUGAAUGUAAAAAAAAAAAAAUGGUUUGAGCCCUGGCACCUAAUUGCUAAAGCUCUGGCGCCUCUUUCAUUACAAAUUAAGCACUGUAUAUGAGUGUGUCCAGAGGUGCAUUUGAUUGUGUGACGGGAGAGGGCUGUAUAUUUUUUUUUACACACAAAGAUAUCUGACUUACAGAAUCAAGCAAGUCCUGUCUUCGCUUGAGAAAAAUAACAUGUUUAAUUUAUAGCUGCACUGGGACUGCGGUAAAUUGUGCACCCUCAACUUCACAGAGGGCCUGCUCCUGUUCCCACCUAAAUCAAUGGGAGUUUUGGGAGCAGAGUCAAAAAUAAUGCCUUAGGAGCAACUAUUUAAUUCACUGAACAGUCCCUCUAGACUUGUGCAACACCUAGAGUAAAUCGCAUAACCACCAGACCUUUAUCGCAUACUUACCACAUAGAAAAACAGACACCAUGUCAAUGCAAUCUGUGUGCAUAAAUAUGCUUUCAGAGAGCUACAUGCAGUCAGUUGAAUUUGCAAGGGCAUUUCUCAAAGCAGAGUUUCAGCUUGAAGCCUUGUACAGUUGGUCUAAAUUUAAUGUUGGCUUCUUUUGUUUAUUGCAUUUUAAGCAAUUUCUAUCAGUUGUCCUUAUGAUUCCAGCGUUAAAUCAUUUAUGAUGAUGAAAAUGACUAAAAAUAAAACUGGUGAGUUCUUAAGAGUGACAACUGUAUAGCUGAAUGCAAAGAUUUAUGUGAACACAAGUAUCCGGACGUGAAUUUUGAAAUGCCAGCCUUAGGGGGUUUUUUUAAUUCAUUUUAGUCUGUGGCCAAGAUUUUUCAAACCUUAAAAAUUAGGCUCCUAAAUUCAUAUUUAGGCACCUUCAUAGGAGCUGAGCACUUGGAAUACAUCUACAACAAGGGGAAAAAACACAUGGCUGGCCUGGGUCAGCUGACAGUUGCGGUGUAGAUGUUAGGGCUUGGGCUGGAGCCUGAGAUCUGGGACCCUCCACUCUCCCAGGGUCCCAGAACUCAGAUGCCAGCCCAAUCCCGAAUGUCUGCACAGCAAAUUUUAGCCCCACAGGUGAAGCCUUGUGAGUCCGAGUCAGCUGACUCAGGAGAGCUGCGGCCGUGCUGCGGGUCUUUUAUCCCUGUGUAGACGUAGCCUUGGAAGCCUGAUCAAUUUCAAUAUGAUUUGUUGAUGUUAAGCAUUUCCAAAAAUCAGCCCACUUUUAUUUAAGAGAUUAAUUUAUGGAUGUAGGAACCUAAAUUUGAAUUUUUGGCCUAACUUCUGUCCCUUUCUAGUUUAUUCCCACCCCCUCUGCCCUUCCAAGGCUAUUCUCCCAAGCCUUCUGGUAUUGCAUUUCUUACGUGACCCCAAAAAUAAAUAAUUUAAAAUUAAUUAAAAUUAAAUAUAAUAAAAAUUAUUUAAAAUAUAAAUUAUAACAAAUAUUCUAAAAAUAUUAGAAUUAAAAUUUAAUUCUAAUAAUUUAAAACUAUAAAAAAAAUAAAAUUGCCUAACACUGUGGUACUGGGCUCAACAUGGUUCCAAGCUAGGGUUAAAGAAUAGCUUUUCGAUGUAGGGACUGCAACAUUUACUCCUUGAUGAAUAAGGCUAGAGAAUAGUACCCAAAUAUUAAUAGUAAUUUGGAAUUAGGGGGUGAGAAAAGAUAGAGAGCCCAGGGUUUAUCAAUCUUGGCACCCUCUGUGGUAGUCUCCUAUCUUAGUGUGUCUGUUGUAAUGCACUGGCUUCCAAACAUUCUUGUUGAUGCUUUCAGACCGACAAAGUAACUUCACCUUUUAUUUAUAUUUAAUGCAGCUGCAAACUCCUGUGCUAUUGUGAUUUUUAUUUAUGUCCUUAUGUUCUCCCAGCACUUUAGUGUACAUUUUUUGCCUUAUUCAAAAUGGCCACCAGGUCCUAUUAUUUGAAUUGGUGUGAAGUUACAUGGGCCCAGAUAUUCACAGGUAUUUAGUCUCCUAACUUCCAUUGAAAUCAAUGGAAGUUAAGAGUCUAAAUAUCUUUGAGGAUCUGAGCCAUGAUACUCUCAGGGAAAAUGUCUGCCAUGAAGGCUCUGUUGUAGUUUGGAAACUUAGAGGAGAAACUAUAUGCAGUUGGGGGAGGUAACCAGAAUUCUGAAGGGAGUGCAAGAGAAGAAUGAGAAGACUGAGGGAGAAUGUGAAGAGAAAGGGACUGAAGGGACACAGAGGCAGGAUACGGGCUCAGGAGACUAUGGGUACUUGAAGUGAGAAUGUGAAAGGGACAGGAGAGUGGUUGAGAUAUGUGGGGAGCAAUUGUGAAGAAAUGGGACAGCGAGGGAUAGCAUAGCAACUCCACUUCUCCAGAGGAGAUGGUAAGUAGAGUCCCUUUCUAAAGAGCCCUUGGGAAAGCUUACGUACCUUUGUGUGCAUUUGAGGUUGGAUUUUGAACUUGCAGUUAUCACACACCAAUUGUGGGCAGACAGCUUUGCACUAAAGGCUAAAAGGCAGAUCAGACCCCAAUGGAUUUUUGUAAUCAUGAUCUUUUGGUGAUCUGACUCAUAAUCUUGAAUCCUCUGGAUUAGCAAUGCCGCUAACCACUUCAUAACUAUAAUGUGCUUAAUUUUGUGCUCUUCCAUCUCUCUGCAACUCCUGAAAAGAAAACAGAUAUGUCAGGAAUAAAGUAAAUCCUAUUAGUUCCCAAUACGUUUUCCUCAGGUUGUAUGUAAUGCCUUAUUUUGAGGGCCUAAGUGGAGCCUCAGAGGUGCAUUGGCCCUCUGCACAAUCACAAAUAUCAUUAUUUGCACUUUUUAAAAAAUGUGCACUCCUAACUUAAGUGUUUAUGUGAAAAAUAAGUCCAUAUCUGGAUAUGAAAUUAUGAUCAGUCCCAAUCCCACUUUGAGUUAACACAUGGCCCAUACUAUCAAAGUUCAGAUCAGCAGAACACAGAGCCAUGAAGCAGAGCAAAAAAAGAUGAUAAAGUGAGUGUUAUCAGCAGAACCAGGAAAAUUAUUUAAUGCUUCCUUCAAAAACAGCAAGUAGAAGGAUAAGUGUACAAACAUAGGAACAAGUCUAAAUAAAGUUCAGUGAUCAGGGCUUUAUCAUUUGAUAUCACAGAAAUAAGGAACUCUAAAUUUUGGUUAAAAAUAAGUCUUUUGCAAAACCUAGAAUCAUUAAUCAAAUUAUGUUUACCUGAAAAACUAUUACUAGUUAGGGUUCCAAAUAAGGGAACCUAUUAAUUUUAAAAUAUCAAACAUUUUCCCUCAGAAACUGUAUAAUGUGUCUUCCAUUGGAUAACUAAUUCUCAACAUAAUUUUAUGCUUUAAAAUACUUUCUGUUAUGCUAAUUGUAUUAUAUAUGGCGGGAGACCUUUUUCCUCAUUAUUGUAAAUAAAUCCAAAUCCCUAACAAUUGGAAAAUAUGGUUUUAUUAUCCUGAAUUUAGAUUUCUAAAUUACAGCUUCAUAAAGAUUUUCAGGAAUCCAUGAUAGAUUCCCCACUUCACAAAUAGAGGUGUAAAAGGCAAACACUUUGAGACCUAAUUUUGGGAAUGGCCCAUGCUAAUUGCAUUGGUAGCUUGUUUUGCUCUGCUUCUAUUGUUUAAAUAUUUAUCUUUCACUUUAUUUUCAACUAACCCCCCUUUAUUUUUACACUUAGGUCAUGCUUCUGUGAUCAGAGCCACUUGGUGGAUCCUUGUGCCCAUGUGGUUUUCAGUGCAGGACUGGGGCCUUACUUGAGAAGUAUUCACUUUGAGGGCCUGAUCUUGCUCCCACUGAGAUCAGUGUCUAAACUCCCAUUGAUCUUAGAGGACUUUGAUUAGAUUUUAAGGACCUGUCCAUGCACUACAAAAGUCAAUAGAAGUCUUUCCAUUGACUAAUGGGAGUCAGAUCCAGCCCUCCCUGGGAAUUCCUCUAUUAUUUACCUUUUCACAUUGAGAAGAUGAACUUUUAAAUAAAGGAAGCAAAUACAUUUAAAACUGGGCCUUGAUCAUGCCUGUUUUACUCGCAGUAGUGUAUUGAUAUUGGAUAUUCACAAUAUUGUGAAAAUACUGUGAAUUACAAGUCAGGAACAACACUUGUGAAAAAUAAUUUGAAAUGUGUUUUAAAAUAUGCAAGAUGUUUCAUACCCUUCUGUUAGUGCUGGUGUCUACAUACACACUCUCACAAAUAUUUUUAUUCUGUAACUUGAUGAUUAAUUAUUUAAAUUAAGCUGUACUUUGAAAUGUUAAUUGCUUAUUUUACAUAACUUUGUGAAUUCUUCACUCUGUCAGCUGGCCUGGGGCUCAUGAAUAUGCAUUAAAGGUGCUCAAAGAUUUCACUAACUGAUUUUGUAAACUGUUAAAGGAGGUAAGCUUCAAGGGUCAUCUUUGUUUUCCAUCUUAUGUUUUUAGGCUUUUGGGGAUGGAUUCAAAUAUAGAAUGGAACAAGAUAUUGCGUUGAUCUUCUUGUUUUGGUGGUUUUGUAUUUAGAUGUUCAUUUUGGCUGAAUUAAUCAGUUAGCAGGCUACUGUAGAUUAGCUUUAGAACAGAAUGCAACUUAGUACUUUACAGCUAUAUAUUAGAAUACAUAUGUACAGUUCACAUAGUAUAAAUUAUUGAAUAAAUAAUAUCCAGCUGCUAAACAACAAACUUCCACACAUAGUCACUUUACUCAGAAUUGUUUGAGGGCACUUUAAAUUUACUUAUCGAAAGUGAUCACACUAAAUAUUAAUGCACGUGCAUUUACAAAUUCAAGUUUGAUUCAGAGAGGAAUCAUUGGGAGUAAUUUCUCAACUAAACAGGAAUCAGAACAUACCUAAACACUUGAUGGUAAGUGUAUUUCAGUGUGUCACCAGGGCUUGAAAAUGUAUAGGAGCUUGAAAAAUAGCUGCUUAGUAUAUAUUGCUAAGUAACAGGAAAUAAUAAGAAUGGAGUCGAUGCAUACAAAAAAUAGUCACAAUUUUAAAUAUAAAGUACAUGCACAAUAAAGAAACUGCAUGUUAAAUGUAAGUAUACUUAACCUUGAACAUCAACAUCCUAUAAAAACUUCUGGGUGACAGUUCAUUUAUCUAUCUAGUAGUAUAAAUAAGUAAAGGGGAUGAUAAUAUUCUGUAAUUUGUGACCUUGUUUUAACUGGACAGAGUGGUUACUUUUUUAAAAGUGUAAAAGAAAUAACUUGACUUAUGUUUGAAUGUGUCACUUUGCUUGCUGUUAAAGAAUAUUUAUUAACCACAUGCAAAAUAUUGCUUAACAUUAUUUUUUGUACUUCUUAUUAAAAGUUAAUUUAAAUAUA
Dermochelys coriacea (leatherback sea turtle) is the source of this 9905-nucleotide messenger RNA. RefSeq names its product gamma-aminobutyric acid type A receptor subunit alpha2 (gene GABRA2). Gene Ontology annotation, cellular component: postsynapse; synapse; dendrite membrane. The coding region runs from base 823 to 2190 and encodes 455 amino acids. NCBI's taxonomy places the organism in Eukaryota, Metazoa, Chordata, Testudines, Dermochelyidae. Gene Ontology annotation, biological process: gamma-aminobutyric acid signaling pathway; monoatomic ion transmembrane transport; nervous system process. The record is from RefSeq and is a predicted model, not a curated record. The transcript has 10 exons. Gene Ontology annotation, molecular function: inhibitory extracellular ligand-gated monoatomic ion channel activity; GABA-gated chloride ion channel activity; benzodiazepine receptor activity.